AUGGAGCUGCAGAGAAUUAAUCUGGAAAAUCCCAACUGGGACGAAGAUGAAGAAGAAGAACACAUGAUCCUGGUGGAGGACGGAUGCUACGAAUCCUCCGUCUCCAAGGAGAAACAGGACUCUGAUCGACCAAUCCGACUCAAGACCGAUAAAUGUGGUCGUCCGCUCCUGGAGACGCCUGCCGACCUGCAGAACCUCAUGGCUCUGAGGAAGACCAAACGAGAGAGGAAGGCCCCGCCCAGGAAACCCGCCCCCGUCCAGAGAGUGCCGUACUAUGUGGAUGAGGAGGACUUCUUCAAAGCCUGUGACGAGCAGCAGAUGCUGGUGAUUGACAGAUACCUGUCCAUCGGUGGAGACGUCAACGCCCUGGACACGUUUGAGCGUACAGGUCUGCAGAGAGCAUGCUCCAAAGGUCACACAGAGGUCGUCAGUAAACUACUGGAGGCCGGAGCCAACGUCCACAACAGAGACAAGCUCUGGUCCACAUGUCUUCACACUGCUUGUCGAGGUGGAAGUCUGUCUGUUCUUAAACUCCUGCUGAACCACGGAGCUGACAUCACUGCCACUGAUAAGCUGGACAGUACUCCUCUUCAUGUGUCUGUGAGGGUCGGACAUUAUGAACUGGCCGAACACCUGAUCCAAUGUGGAGCUGAAGUCAACACACAGGACAAGGAGGGAGACACCCCCCUUCAUGAUGCUGCUCGACUCAACAAGCAUAAAGUCAUCCAACUACUGUUACAACAUGGAGCCAAUACAGACACGAAAAACCAGGAUGGGUUGUGUCCUCUGGACGGUGUCCUGGAAUGGCAGAAUGAAGCCAAGACUCUCCUGACCGAGCAGAAUGACAGGAAGUGAAACCGACCAAUCACUGCUCACCGCCACACCUCCAUCAGUUUAAUGUG
This is a messenger RNA of Sphaeramia orbicularis (orbiculate cardinalfish), 902 nucleotides long. RefSeq names its product ankyrin repeat domain-containing protein 1-like. Gene Ontology annotation, biological process: regulation of transcription by RNA polymerase II. Gene Ontology annotation, cellular component: nucleus. Gene Ontology annotation, molecular function: RNA polymerase II-specific DNA-binding transcription factor binding. The record is from RefSeq and is a predicted model, not a curated record. The transcript has 10 exons. Lineage: Eukaryota; Metazoa; Chordata; Actinopteri; Kurtiformes; Apogonidae. The coding region runs from base 1 to 855 and encodes 284 amino acids.